This is a messenger RNA of Scutellospora calospora, 562 nucleotides long. The record is from the annotation of a GenBank genome assembly. Lineage: Eukaryota; Fungi; Glomeromycota; Glomeromycetes; Diversisporales; Gigasporaceae.
AUGACAGUUCACUACAAAAAUCUUGAUAAGAACUUCAUUGUCACAGUUUUGCCAAGUACCCAAAAUUCAUUAAAGUCUGGAUUUCAAUGUAUUUGUAAUAUAUUUAAAUCCAAUAUUAAAUCACAUCUAUCAGCAGCAAUUAACGCAUGUUAUCAAAAAGUUUUGGAAAUGAGAACAGAAUACUCUGGCUUAGCUGUUAUAGGUUUUGAAAAUGAAGAUAUUAUUCAACAACUGACCACUGAUAUAGAAUUUUUUCCAAUAUUUCUUCGCAAUAAAAAAUUUAAUAUGAUGAUAACAAAUAUUAGUGAUCUUGACAAAAAUAAAUUCUAUAGGGUCAGUACUGGUUUCGUCUCUUCAUUUACUAUACGUUAUCACAGCACACAAUAUCUAUUUGUUCUUAGAAUUGAAGAAAAUCAGUGUAGUUUAAAAAUUUAUUCAGAAUCAGUGUGUAUAAAUCAUAUCAUAGGACAAACACCAGAUGAAGCUUGGAAUAAAGCAGAAUUAUAUAAAAAAUAUACCGGAUCAUAUCUUUUUGGAAUUAUGAACCUAUUAGUUCGGGAAC